GUGUAUGUAUAUGUCCCUCUAUAUUCAUAUGUAGGUAUAAAUUUGUUUAGGCGUAUAGCUUCUCUCUGUGUGUAUAUAUAUAUAUAUACUUUUUGUAAUAUUGCAAAUGUGACGUGUAUAUGUGAGGAGCGGGAAGAGGGAUUAAAGAAGUGAGAGAGAUUCUAGGAAAAAAAAAACCCCGAAAACGAGGUGAAAGAAGGAGGAGUUUUAAUGAGUGAGUGAAGGUAAGAGGUAAGACAGUGAGGGAACAGGAUUAUUCUACGCCAUAUUUUCUCUCUCUACACACAUGCUCUCUCGUAUGGUUGUAGUUGAGAUUCUUUUUCUGACUCUACGCAUUUAGAGAAGAAAAAAAGAAACAACAAACUUAUCCGUCACCUCAGCUCGUUAUUAGAGCGUUGGGGAAAGUUUCUGCUUUUUUUUCUACUUUGCACAUUAGUAGCAGAGUAAUUUUUAUUUGAAUCUAGUUUUACAUCUUUAUCAACAUUAACCAAAAGUAAAAAGAGAAAAAAAUGAGUGACAAGGAAAACGAGAGGAGCCGUUCAGCCUCCAGGGAAUCAAAAAUAUCUGAAAAAUCUCACCAAUCUGGUUCUCAUAAGUCGGAAGCCUCUCGCUCCUAUUCAAGGUCUCCAACUCCAAAAUCUGCUCGUUCUCAGAGAUCUGCCUCCCGAUCUCGUUCUCGAUCAAGGUCCCAGUCGCGUUCACCAUCUCGUUCCAGAUCUAGAUCAAGAUCUCGAUCAAAGCAUAGACACAGGAGAUCAUACAGCAGAUCAAGUGUGAAGCCAUAUUAUUUUCUUCACUAUUUUUCCUUUCAGGACAACCCUGAGCCUUCACGGUGUCUUGGUGUUUUUGGUCUCAGUUUGUAUACACAAGAAAGAGAUCUCAGAGAGGUUUUUACUCGAUAUGGUCCAGUCGAAGAUGUUCAGGUUGUCUAUGACAGACAGUCUGGCAGAUCACGAGGCUUUGCCUUUGUGUAUUUUAGAGCUACACACAAUGCCAUGGAGGCGAAAGAUAGGUGCAACGGAAUAGAAGUUGAUGGUCGAAGAAUAAGAGUUGACUAUUCCAUUACAGAAAGAGCUCAUACUCCAACACCUGGUAUUUACUUAGGGAAACCAACUUCAGAAGGCAGAGGUAAACGUUCUCCAUCUCCUUACUAUCGACGCAGUGGAAGUCGUUACUCUCGGUCCCGUUCCAGAUCAUUUUCUCCCCGUUAUGAAGAAAGAAAUGAAAUGGGCUGGUGAAGAAAGAACUCUGAAAUCAGGGGAUUGAACGAGAAGAAAGAAUGAACUGUGAAGAAAAAUCUGAAUAGGCUGAAUGAAAAUCAUGGAAGCUAAGAAAAAUGAGAAAAAUAAUUUAUAAAAUAAUAAAAAAAAUAUGAAGAUAAUGAGUUGGUGAAUUAAGAAGUGGGAAUGAGAAAAUGGGUUUGAUAUGCCAAGAUAGAAGUCUUUAGCUGUGUAAAGAAGCCAGAAGAUCGCUUGGAAUCGAGCAGAUGGGUAACAUUUUUAUUCCAAUUUUGAUUUAGCUGACUGCUGACUAUUUUAGACUGAACUGACAUAGGAUAUUCUUGCUUGUCUUGUUUUGUUAAAACACAAGUUGCUAAUUUCUAAAUUUAGGCUUUUAGUUGAACAUUAUAAUGUUAUAUCACCUUCAUUUAAAAAAAAAUUUCUGGGGUCUUUAUCAGAUGUAAGUUACAUUGCGGUAUGUAUGGUGGUACCAUUUCUGUAAAUUUAAAAACAUUCCCAUUCUUUUAACUUAUCGGUUCUUAAUUCAAAUAUUGUAGAUAUGGGCACUUUUUUGACGCUUUUCAAGUUCACUGAAAUUUUCUCCAUUUUUUUUUUUUCAAACCUCAUAGUUCUUUUAAGCUAAGAAAACCUGUGGUUUUGCUGUUUAGCAAGACUGUGUAAUACUUUCUGGUUUUAAUAAACUUAUUAAAAGGAUCUGGUGGUUAUUAUUCACACCAAUUUGACAUUGACACUUGCAAAAUUAGAUUGACCAAAUUGGAAACAGUUGAUCUAUUAGUAUUCCCUGCUCUAGUAAAAUUUCGACUGGAUCCUUAGUUAAGAAGAGAAAACGUUAGGUUCUAUAGGUUUUGUUCUUUGCGGUAUGGAUUUACCUCCCAUUACAGAGAAUUAUAGUGGAAAUGGGUGUGUGCCUUACAUGAAAUGGAAUAUAAUAGAUGAGUGAACUUAGCAAUAUUGCUUGAAAUGAAAGUGAUGCAUCCUAAGGUGAAAACUUUCUUACUGUAAUAGCACUGAAACUUCAAUUCUUUUUUUUUUUGUUUAAAUUUCUGCUUUUAUAUGGUUACUUGUUUGCUUGUUUAGGGCAAGACUGUUUUCCUUUCAUAAUUUGUCAAACAUUAUACAUUAAAGAUAAAGAUAAUAACCAUCUAAAAUUAAGGUAAUUUGUUGCCUUAUAUUUAGUCAUUUCUUCAUUACAAAAGACAAAAUCUAACUUUAGAUUUGAGCACAUUACAUUUUCUAUUUCAAUCUAAAAUUUUACUCCCACAAUAACUUCAGCUCAAAAUUUAACUCAGUAAGAGCCAAGACAAUUUUUUUUAUCACAUUCGAAUUAUAUUGCCUGUGAUCUUUUUGCAGCAGCAAGUAAGAAACUUAAUGAUGAAGAACUAUUUGUUAACGAAGACCCAUCACUAUUGUUGCCACUCCUUAGAGCUGUCUUUCUCCUUGUGAACAGAACAUCACCUCAUUACAUUACAUAUCACGACACUUUGGAUACAAAGCUGACUGUUAUGUUAAGAAUGAAGGAGAUGGCAGUACUUAAUUUACAUACUCUAAUGAAGCUUAUCAAAGAAGUACAUAAAUUUUUGAAUGGGGCAAAUUCUACAUAGAAGUGAAAAUUGGUCAGUAUAAAUAUGAAAUUUCUGUUUAGUGUGUGUGUAUAUAUAUAUAUAUAUAUAUAUAUAUAUAGACAUAUAUAUAUAUAUACCAAGUUCUUUGAUUAACUCUAAAUCUUGGCAAUCUAGAUAUAAAAUAGGUUGUUUGCUGAAUGUUGACUUGACUCAACUAAAUUUGAGAUUGAUAGUUGAUAUUUAUUAUCUUGAGUUACACUAAUCUGCUGGAAACUUAUAUUGUUUGCUUUGAAAUGGAUUUGUUAGAAGCAAUGUCUUUUAACUUGGAGGUUCAUACUUCAAACUCCUCCGCUAGAAAGCUUACCAUAAAAUACUGAAGUUGGCUGAAAAGUUUGCACUUUUGAAAGUUUAAAUUGAAAUUACUGUCCUGCUGAAUAUUUCUCAUGUGGAAAAUGUACAAUGUCAUUGAAGAAGAUUUGGCUUUGAUAGGAAAAUCUAUUUGAAAAUUAACAAUCAAAUUUAAGAAAGAAGGUAAGUAGUGGUGUUUCUCUGCAUCAUGCAGUGUAUACUAUAGUGGUCAUUUUGGAUUCUAAGUUACAACAGUUAUUUAAAAAUUAAUGUUGUAAGUUCAAGUAUUCAGUAACCAUAUAUUAGACACAGCUUUGUAAGCUUUAUUAUAAAUUGAAAUGUUCUGUAUUGUGUGUGAAGUUUCAAAUGGCCUAAAGUGAUUUGUUGUCAAAUCUUUCAAUUGUAUGUGCAAAUAGAAUUCAUUUCCAUUGAUUGCUUAAUGUUUUAAAGAACAGUUAAACUUUCUUUACACACAUUUUCAUAUGAAAGUAAGCCACCAUUUGUCAACUUAAUAGUAAUAUUUUAAGCAAUGUUGCUACUUGUUAAGCACUAGCAAAUCUUGGGGAUGUUGACACUGAUUUAUUCCCUUGCUGUUCAGGCUUGAUGAACACUUGAAGCACUGGAGGUAAUAAAGGUAAUGGUCUUUUAGUGUUUCUUCGUUUCAGCUAAUUGCUGUAUUAUGGCAGAAAUAAAAAGGUUCUUUUUUUUUAAA
Molecule: messenger RNA, 3863 nt
Organism: Octopus bimaculoides (California two-spot octopus)
Lineage: Eukaryota; Metazoa; Mollusca; Cephalopoda; Octopoda; Octopodidae
Product: transformer-2 protein homolog beta
Molecular function (GO): RNA binding
Source: RefSeq, a predicted model, not a curated record